Molecule: messenger RNA, 2637 nt
Organism: Dermacentor andersoni
Lineage: Eukaryota; Metazoa; Arthropoda; Arachnida; Ixodida; Ixodidae
Product: organic cation transporter 1-like
Biological process (GO): transmembrane transport
Cellular component (GO): membrane
Molecular function (GO): transmembrane transporter activity
Source: RefSeq, a predicted model, not a curated record
CUGUAGUAGGAGGCCAUGGAGUUUGAAAGAGUGCUGAAGGAAGUUGGUGGCUUCGGUCUUUUCAACAAGACAAUCAUGGUCGGAGCUCUGGUGCUAGCAACUUGGAACACGGCCCUGUGUUACUUCUUUCAUGUAUUCGUGCUAAUCGCACCACCCAGCCAGUGGUGCUUUGUCAACGGCACUUCACUCGAAGACUUCUCGGAUGCUAGCGCGUUGCCUCGACGGCGCUGCCAAAUGGUGAGUUUAUCCAGUGACGGCGCUAAUGCCAGCUUCGCCGACGGCAGUGCGGCAACUUGCCCUACGGGUUGGAAGUUCGAUCCCACUGAGUUCUUCACGUCGGUCACGAUGGAGAAUCAGUGGAUAUGCGGCGAAAGCUGGAAAAUGUACGCUGUCCACACCGCUUAUUGGUCAGGAUCGAUGACGGGUUACUUCGUGUCAGGAUUUCUCGCCGACAAAAUUGGCCGCAAGAAGACGGCCUUGCUGCUAAUAGUGGUGGGAUCCACGUGCAACCUGCUCGGUGCCUUCUUCUCCCAGUUCGUUAGCUACACGAUCCUCAAGUUCUUCGCUGCCGCAGGCUCUUACACGGUUACGACGACAGUAUUUGUGUUAGUGAUGGAGUACACCAUAUCAGAAAAAAGGACCCUGGUUGCCUUCAUCUGGGCCACAAGUUGGACUGUACUGGCCACCAUGCUGCCCUGGUACGCGUACCUCUUGCAGAACUGGAGGGUGCUCAUCGCUACGAAUGCCUCCAUGAGCGUGUUUUUACUCGUCAUCUUCUGGUGGGUCCCAGAAUCAUCUAGUUGGCUGUUGUCCGUGAACCGCAAGCAAGAAGCCCUUGUCAUCCUCCAGAGGAUUGCGCGUAUAAACGGCAAGGACGCGUCAGAAGAGCAACUCGAUAAGCUUCUGAAGAAGACAGCCAGCGAUGUGCAGAACCACGCCGCCGCUGAGGAGGCUCCGAGCUUCUGGAAAGGCACUCUGCUCAUGCUCAAGUCGCCUAACAUAAGAAAGAUCAUGGUGCUAAUAUACCUUGGCUGGUUUAUAGUUUGCAUGUGCUACAACGUGACCACCCUGGAGCUGGGACGGCUUGGCCUGAACAUAUACUCAACGUACUCGAUCGCCAUCGCAUGCGAGUUGCCCGUGAACAUCAUAUGCAUCUCUUCGCUGGACAAACUUGGACGACGCUGGCCGAAUUCCAUUUUUAUACUCAUCGGUGGCACUGUCUGCCUCGUUAUGUGGCUACUUAGGAGCGAGUCGGCCACCUGGACGCUCGUGAUGGCGACCAUGCUCAUUAUGGCGUUCGCCGGCGGCUACAACAUCACGUACCAGAUGGCGUCGGAAGUGUUUCCCACCAUCGUCCGCGGUCGCGCCGUGCUGCUUCAGAGGCUGCUCGGAGAUGCUGGUGGAUUGCUCGGCGCACAGGUCGCCUCCCUGGCUGAACUGGACGAGUACUUGCCGAUGCUCGUGAUGGGCUGCCUAGCUUUGCUAGGCAGUGUGCUGGUCUUCUUUCUGCCGGAGACAGUAGGCACCGCCAUGCCGCAGACCAUUGAGGACGGCGAGCGCUUCGGCCGCGAUCAGGGCCUGUGGUUCUGCCCUCUGUUCACUAGAGAUACAGAAGAUACCACACAGGGCGAGUCACCAAACAAACGAAGGCGAGGAGUCUUGUCUUUCCACAAGAAAAUGCCGGUUACAGGUCAGCCAGCAGUCAACAGGGCCUUCGAUAACAAUGAGUCGGUCGUGGCAACAGUUUACAAUGCCGUUAGGUGAAACUUCCCGUAUCAGCUGUCUGCCACGGCUGGAGAGGCCCACAUCGUUUCACUCCUAUGCUGCGCUACAAACACUGCCAUCACAACUCGUUUCCUGUGUUCCGUGCUCAAGCAUUCAUGCAGCUCGUGCUCCGAACGAUAACUCUGCAGACACAUCGUUCUGCGAGAUAAUAUUGAGUUCUUGUGGGGAGUUGCGAGCAACCACGCCACCUGCUGCUGCCCUUUAUGAAGAAAAGCAUAUCUCGUAAGCGACAGAAGAACAUUCAUCGCCAUAGUAUUGCACUUGGGUGAGCAAAGAUGGACUGAUGGCGUUGCCUCGUGGGCCAAUAUUGGCGUGUGCGGGUGGAUGAGGUAUGGGCCACUCCCACGGUGACUUUGCUUUUAAUUUAACUCCAAUUUGGCGAAUUGUUUCUCGUCUUGCACUGAUCAGAGGUGCUUCACUUCGGCUGACUGUGCACGAUCGAGAUAAAUAAAGGUACAUGACCUACUUGACGAGUUUCUUUAGGAAGAAAAUUUCAAUUGAAAGAAGGCGGACAGGUGGGCUUGAGCUAGCGUGCUCUAAUCUGCUACUCUUCACACGGGAAGGGGGAACGUGGAUAUGAAGGUGAGAUGACGGAUGACGGUGCCAUUCGUUCAGCGAAGCCUGUGGAAUUGCUGCUAUAUUUCACAUAAAGGAAUGGAGGGAGAUAAAAGGAAGUGAUCGAGCUUGUUAUCGCCAAAAGCACGUUUUGUAAGUUUGGUGACAAAUACUAUACAUUGCCAUGUGCGAAAAAAAUCUUAACCAUUUCACUCUGUGAUGGGGGAUGACCAGCGGAGCUGCAUAUAUGGUGCUGAAUAUGUUGAAAAUAAAUACGAUGAUUGAAAAUGAAAGACA